Molecule: messenger RNA, 1206 nt
Organism: Penicillium canescens
Lineage: Eukaryota; Fungi; Ascomycota; Eurotiomycetes; Eurotiales; Aspergillaceae
Product: checkpoint protein HUS1 family protein
Exons: 5
Coding region: 1-1113 (370 amino acids)
Biological process (GO): mitotic DNA replication checkpoint signaling; double-strand break repair via homologous recombination; mitotic intra-S DNA damage checkpoint signaling
Cellular component (GO): checkpoint clamp complex; nucleolus; site of double-strand break
Source: RefSeq, a predicted model, not a curated record
AUGCGGUUUCGAGCCCAAUUGAGAGAUACCAGAGUAUUCUCCAAACUCACCGCUUCCUUGUCGUCGUUGGGCAAGGUAUGCUGGAUGCGCCUGGAAUAUGAGGUGAUCCGCUUCACCAUCAUCCCCGACCAAGGCACGCAAGUGUGGGCAACAAUCCCAGUUGGAACAAUAUUCGACGACUCAACAUACGAGCUCGAAUCCAAUUCCGACGCAAUCAACCUAGAAAUCAACGUCAGCGUACUCAACCGCGCCUUACGCUCAGCAUGGGGCGCAUCAACCUCCCAACUGCGCCUAACAAAGAAAGACAAAACUCCAAUCUUAGCACUAACAGUCCUCUCUUCCGAGUGGACAGAAGGAAACAUGGCCUUAACCACAACCGAUGAAGCCGAAGGUGACCCAGAUCGACCACUUCAGACCCCAAGCGAAACAAUAGGCGAAAGAGGACCACGAGAACGACAAACAUACAUAACCCAGGAAAUCCCUAUCAAGAUCCUCCACGAAGUCGCAGUUGAAGGUCUCCACGAGCCACACUGCCCAGACCCAGAAGUCCAUAUCAUCCUCCCAAACCUAUCCCACCUAAAAAGCAUCUCAGACCGCUUCACCAAAUUGGCCUCAUCAGAUUCCAAGAGCCACCAACCCGGCGUGAUGGCAGCAGAGGCACCGGGGAUGCACACAACCUCCUUCGGCGGCGAAAACGACAAAACCAGCGCGACGACAUUAUCCACGAACAACGCGCCAAAACUAGAAUUAUCAGCUAAUAUGCACGGCUCGCUUCGGCUAGCCAUAGCCACGGAUGAGAUCCGUAUUGCAAGUGUCUGGUCUGAUCUUGUUAACCCUCCGCUAGCGGCUGGGCAGAUGACGCAGGAGGAGAUAUCUCAGCUUCCUAGUGAGCGGAAUCGGAUGCGGGAUGCCGACGGAGAUGAGGAGGGAUGGGCUAAGGUGCGGAUUGAUGGGAGAGAUUGGAGUCGGGUGCUUAGUAUUGGGCGACUUAGUCCGAAGGUUGUCGCUUGUUUUAUCAAUGAGAUGGCUUUGGUGCUCUAUGUUUAUUUGCCAGGCAGCUGGAAUGGGGAGGAAUCUUGUCUAACAUAUUAUAUCAACUCUUUUACGACGUGAUCUGCGUUGGUCUUCAAGUCAAUAGAAUCUUGAUCUAUAUAUCUAAAGCACCUUUGGUACGCUCUUUGACCGCAUUCUAUGAGUGAAUCUGCG